AUGGCUCUCUUGCAAAACGAAGAGUUUGCCACCUGGUAUCUACGGAGUUCGUAUCUUGCCAGUGUCAAGGACGGGAUUGCAGAACGGCUGAUUAAUGUCAACUCCUCGAUUUUAAAUACUCCAGGAUUUCGCGCCGCUGGCUGGUCCGCAGAUCCCGCUCAACGAACUUAUUCUCCACCAAUCCCCACGUCAAUCAACACCGAAUACUUCCAGUAUGGAGCGGAGCUUCAGCUGUUGAACUCACAGGGCGACGAAGAAGAUGAAGGUGGUCUCGUCACCGGUAGGACUAGCAAUGACACCAUCGGUCCAGGAUUCAACGCUCGACGACGAAGAAAGAAGGAACACGUCGAAGAUGAUGAUAGUAGUGAUCUGACAGACGAAUCCGAGGAAGAAGCUGAAGGCGCCCAACGCGCUGCUCUACAAAUCCGCUUUGCCAAAAUGCCCACCCGUCAUCGAGCCGACUCAUCUCCCGUUUGCAGCACUGGACCCGAGAUAAUAACGACCUCACCCUCGAAACCAACGGCCGAGAACAGACGUCGAACCGGAUCACUGGGCGCCGUAGAGGCUGUCAAAGCUCGGGCGAGGCGAGACACUACAACAAGCAGCGACUUGUCCUCUGAAAAUGAAGUGGAUCCAGCUUACUUCCAACGCCGUCAACUCCAAGCAGGACAAACCUCGAAAUCUGCCCCCUUUCCAAAUGAAGUGCCGACGAGAAGGGAUACCGAAGACAGCCAGAGAAGUCAACUACAAGAUGACUCUGAUGCAGAGUCUGUUGGAUCCGCCAUGUCUUCAGAUUUGGGCGAAACGAUCGACUCUGCCUCAUUGCUUGAUACUAUGGAAGAAUCCAAUCUCACUUCGUCUCCCCCAACCUUGGGAAGCCUGACCGAGUCGGGACCUCGUGUGCCUCAGCCAGAGUCACCUAGGAAGCAAAGAACGUUACCCCUGUUGCAUGAAUUGCCUCCCCCACGACCAAUCAGUCUCCUGCAGCCAAAGAGUUUGCUUUCAGCCGCUCUGAAUGCGCAGAAAAAGUCCCCAACCAACCCUGUGCAGCAAUUUGCGGGUCUAUCCGGCAAGGGAAACCCCAAUCCACUUUGGAUCAAAGUAUACGCGCCUUUCUCUGAUGACGCUGAUGAGCCUUUUGAGAUGCCGCUGGCUCGGACAUCGAAAGACGGUAGUGCCGUCAUCGUCGCGGAAGCAAUUGGACUCGCUUUGUGGAGAUAUAGAGAGGAAGAACUGGAGCCGGCUCUGACGCCGGCACAACUCGACGUCAACAAAUGGACUCUACGAAUGGUGGAAGACGGCGAGGUCGAUGAUGACUUCCCACCACUUGGUCGUACAAGGCCCAUCACAGAUUUCACAUACAAUAACAAUCGGGGUGGCAGAGGCCGAUCAAGAGAUCGGCCGUUUGAUGAGUUUGCCCUUGUCGAAGCCUCGCUUUCACAGGUAGAAGCGAACAAGAAAGAAACACCUCAAUUUAUCCCAGCGGCCGAAGAGGAAGUCGGACCGGUUGCAGCACCAGACCCGUCCAUUCCACAGCCACAACCAACUCCAGCCCCGAAAGCUCACUUGUCCAGGACCAACAUUCUUCUGGCUGGUCAACCUUUUGCAUCAGCCUUGACCAAUGCAUCAUUGACACCGGCAGAUUUGCCGGCCCCCGCAGCGCCCCAAGCCACUCCCCGCGUAGGCGCCACGAAAACAAUCAGAAUCCGAUACUUUGAUAUUGACGUGGCGGCACAGACGAUGACCAUGGAAAUCUCGACCGACAGCUACAUUGCAGAAAUUCUAGAUCAUGUUUGCAAACGAUGGAAUUUCGAAAAGGCCGGAUUCGUGUUGAAGGUAGCCGGGACAAAUACAGUCGCACCACUCGAUCGUACGGUGGAAGCUUUGGGCACUCGAUCUGAUCUCGAUCUUGUGCGAAAACGCUUUGGGGCCGGAGUCAAUUUAACAGGUUCACCUGGCAGUUCCUCGCCAAAUGCACCUCUUUUGCUCGACAUCCAAGGCCCGAAGAAGGGUAAGAAGGGUCAAACACUUCACCCGUUGGCACAGAACCAAGAUUUGAUCUCAAGCGCGAGCAAUUUCAAGAAAUAUUACGUGACGAGAAAACAGCUUGCCCCAUUUGCCCAGGGGAGCCAGAGGGUUCUCGUGUUCGACGGCGACCUCAUCCAUGUCAUGCCCGCUGACACGACCUCAAACGCCAAGUUCAGUUCCAUUGCAUUUGGUGACAUCUUGCGGUGCAAAGUUAGUACCAAGCAUCCGAAGAUUGUUCGAAUUGUUGUUCGCCGGGUCAACGAGUCAAAGCGAUAUGAUUUUGAGGCACGAACGGCCGGAGAGGCCCAGGAGAUAGUGGACGAAGUGACGCGGGAGAUGAGGAUGGCACGCGCAUGA
Messenger RNA from Rhinocladiella mackenziei CBS 650.93, 2385 nucleotides. RefSeq lists its product as uncharacterized. Gene Ontology annotation, molecular function: phosphatidylinositol-4,5-bisphosphate binding. The record is from RefSeq and is a predicted model, not a curated record. NCBI's taxonomy places the organism in Eukaryota, Fungi, Ascomycota, Eurotiomycetes, Chaetothyriales, Herpotrichiellaceae. The coding region runs from base 1 to 2385 and encodes 794 amino acids. Gene Ontology annotation, biological process: TORC2 signaling. The transcript has 2 exons. Gene Ontology annotation, cellular component: cytoplasm; TORC2 complex; plasma membrane.